AGAGCGCUGUCGCCGCCCGGGAGCUGUCCGGCCCAGAAGCCCUCAGGCCCCGCCACCCCGGCCGGCGCGGCUCCAGCCGUUCCCCGCCCCUCCGCGUCCAAGGCCGCCGGCUCGGGCCAUGCCCCGCUACGAGCUGGCUUUGAUCCUGAAAGCCAUGCAGCGGCCCGAGACGGCUGCUGCCCUGAAACGUACGAUCCAAGCCCUGAUGGACAGAGGCGCUGUAGUGAGGAACUUGGAAAACCUGGGCGAGCGCGCACUUCCCUAUAAGAUCUUCACCCACAGCCAGCGACACACUCGAGGCGGGUAUUUCUUGGUGGAUUUUUAUGCACCAACAACUACUGUUGAAAGCAUAAAGGAGUAUUUGUCACGAGACACUGAUGUGAUUAGACCGAAUGUUGUAAAACAUCCUUUGACUAAGGAAGUACAACCAUGUGAAGGAAUUGUCCCUGUCCCACUCGAAGAGAAAUUAUACUCCACAAAGAGGAAGAAGAAGUGAGAAGAUCCACCAGACUUCAGCCUUCUGUUUAACUCUCUCACAUUGGAGCAGCCUAGGUGAACAGUUCACUAGCCUGGCCUUUGUCUAAGCAUAUGUGGCAGGUGCUGUUAGAUUUUUUUUUUUUUUUUUCCCAUGAUGUUUUUCACUUUCAGUCCCUUUUGCUGCAAGAUCUGGGGGACCUGCUCAUUGAGGGCUGCUGUACAACCUGGCGCCAGCAGGUGAAGACUCUCCUGGAUUUCAUUGUCAGUAAUGCCCCUUCUUCCUCAGUGUGGACUCUCCCCUUAACAACAGUAACUCCGUCUUUUAAGAGCAGAACACAAAACUGCCUUGGAUGGUGAACAGGUCAUUCAGACUGGGUAGCCAUGUAAAAAUGAACAUUGAAGACCACUGUGUUACACGGGCAACCUCUGAUGAGAGAAAUAAACAUGAUUUUAAAAACCC
Molecule: messenger RNA, 937 nt
Organism: Lepus europaeus (European hare)
Lineage: Eukaryota; Metazoa; Chordata; Mammalia; Lagomorpha; Leporidae
Gene: MRPS6
Product: mitochondrial ribosomal protein S6
Exons: 3
Coding region: 119-496 (125 amino acids)
Biological process (GO): translation
Cellular component (GO): ribosome; mitochondrial small ribosomal subunit
Molecular function (GO): structural constituent of ribosome; small ribosomal subunit rRNA binding
Source: RefSeq, a predicted model, not a curated record